Molecule: messenger RNA, 1809 nt
Organism: Aspergillus japonicus CBS 114.51
Lineage: Eukaryota; Fungi; Ascomycota; Eurotiomycetes; Eurotiales; Aspergillaceae
Product: putative 3-hydroxyacyl-CoA dehydrogenase
Exons: 4
Coding region: 1-1809 (602 amino acids)
Biological process (GO): fatty acid metabolic process
Molecular function (GO): oxidoreductase activity, acting on the CH-OH group of donors, NAD or NADP as acceptor; NAD+ binding
Source: RefSeq, a predicted model, not a curated record
AUGCAUUCCAGCUGGUCACCACCACACGACUACCGGAACCGCCCUGUUGCGGUCUUGGGCGCCGGGGUCCUUGGAAGACGCAUCGGCUGCAUCUGGGCCUCCGCAGGCUACGACGUCCACCUACGCGACCCCAGCCCGGAGCAGCUCGCCUCCGGCAUCGCCUACAUCCAUGAACAAAUCUCCUCCUACGCCAGCAAGACGGGCUGCACCCCAGGCAAAGCACACAGCUUCAUCAACCUCGAAGAAGCAGUGGAAUCCGCCUGGCUCGUCAUUGAGGCCGUUCCCGAAAAGCUGCCUCUGAAGAUCGCCACCUUCGCCGAUCUAUCCACCCUAGCCCCGAAUGAUAGCAUUCUUGCAUCUAAUUCUUCCUCCUACAAGACCUCAGAGAUGCUAGACCGGGUCCCGGAUGCAGUGAAGCCACGAAUUCUGAACAUGCACUACUAUAUGCCACCGCAGUGCAUGACGGUGGAGUUAAUGACGGACGGCUUCACGCAUGAGGCCAUCUUUCCCUUUAUGGUGGAGCGGUGCCGCGAAGGCGCGACUUCGCCGUAUGUCGCGCGCAAACAAUCAACUGGGUUUAUCUUCAAUCGGCUCUGGGCAGCGGUCAAACGAGAGGUGUUGACCAUUCUGUCGGAGGGAGUAUCCGUCCCCGAAGAGAUCGAUGCUAUGUGGGAGGAGAUGUUCAUUCGGGGGAAGACGCUGCCGUGCAGGAUGAUGGAUAACGUUGGCCUCGACACCGUCGCCUUCAUCGAACAGCACUACAUCCACGAACGGGGCCUUUCCUCCGAAAAGACCGUGGACUACCUCACCACCAACUACCUCGAGAAAGGUAAAUUGGGCGCCAAAUGCGCCUUGGGCGGGCUCUAUCCCCUGUCUAGCGCAGCCGGCAACAGUAGCAGUGACCCCACCACCCACGAUCGCCAUCUCCUCGUCUUAGAUGUCGGACUCGCCUCUUCCACCGCGGCCUCCUCGAUCUCCACCCCAGUCGGCCAAAUCCUCUCUCUCGCGGCAGACGGGACCGAUUCCAAAGUGUUGGUUGCCAACCAGCUCCUUCCUGACGGCAUCGCAGUCGAUACCACGACCAACCGCAUCUUUUGGACCAACAUGGGGGUCCCCGGCCGACAGGAUGGUGCAGUCUACUCCUCAGCUCUAGACGGGAGCGACAUCCAGACCGUCCUUGAACCGGGCGCGAUCAACACCCCCAAGCAGCUGACCCUCGACCAGACAGCGCGGAAGCUGUACUUCUCCGACCGCGAGGGCUGCGCAGUCUACCGCUGUAACAUUGACGGGUCAGGUCUGGAGACCCUCGUCUCACGACAGCGAGGGAGCCAAGGCAAAGGGGUGACUGACGUACGGGACUGGUGCGUCGGAAUCGCCGUCUCGACUCGGUUCAACCGGUUCUACUGGACACAAAAGGGCGCGCCCAAGAGCGGGAAAGGGCGGAUCUUCUCGGCUGCGAUCCAUGCACCACCGGGAAUUGUGGAAGAGGCCGAGGACAAGGAACUGUGCAUCCUGAGCGGAUUGCCUGAGCCGAUUGAUCUGGAGAUCGAUGAGGAGAAAGGCGAGCUGUACUGGACGGAUCGCGGGGAGCUGCCUCUAGGCAAUGCACUCUAUCGAGUCAGCUUGGAUGUAAAGGGUCGACCAGUGGGCAAGCCGGAGGUCCUGGCUCGGGGUUUGCAUGAGGCGAUUGGGGUGAGUCUUGAUCGGAAGUCUGGGACUAUCUUCCUGACGGACCUCGGGGGUGGUGUCUAUCGCUGUGAUCGGGAUGGGAAACGGAAGGAGAUUUUGUAUCAGGAGGAUGGGCAUUAG